AUGGAGUUGAAUGAUGUUGCGAGUAUUACGGAAGGCAAAAUGAAUGAUCCAGGCCCAUCUCCAGAAACCGAAAUCGACAAUCCAUACAGGUAUAUUUUUGCGACAGAGGAACCAGUAUUCCAUCGAUUUCCCAAGCUUCCUCAAGAGGUUCGUGAUAUGAUUUGGGAUUGGGCUGUCGACCAUGACUCAACCCCUGACGUUGUGCUUUCUUCGCCCACUUUUCCCAACACCCCUUUCCUCUUUCAAGUAUGCCGAGAAUCGCUAGCAGCUUGUUUGAGAAGAUAUACCAUUUUCAGACAUCCAGAUGCAUAUAGCACGGGCGAAAGGGCGCUCGACUUCUUCGCUUGGAUCGACUAUGAACGUGACGUACUCGAAUUAAAUGACUGCUUUGACCGGCAGGCAAUGAAUCGAGUACAUGAGGAGGAUCGUCUCACGUAUGUUUCGCGACUCCACAAAGACUUACUACUUCCAGUCAAAAAUCUUGGAAUCGACGCAUACGACUUGCUGGGACUGAUAAAUCCCUCUAUCAAUGUAUGGCAAAGGUUCGCUGAGAUCUGCCCCAAAAUCACGCACCUAAAGAUAAUCUUCCGUGAUUGUGAUUGGGGAUCCAGUGAGCCAAAAAUACCUCAUAAGCGCUGCCUACAGCGCUUGGAUAUGAACAAUGUACGUCCAGGCACUACCAUUGACCGAAUAUUGCACGACAUGGAACAAUUCAUCGCUCUUCGUGGGUCAUUAAGUUAUGAGGUCGAACUCGCUGAACUUGCCCCCAGCUCGGAAUUAGAAGAAAAGGUUAUAAAGCGUCAGAAACAAGCAGAAAAUGAGGAAGCCUUUGAUGAAUUGAUGUAUGGUCCGGUUAAAUGGUUUAAAUACGCCCAAGAGCAGAAAAAUGAGGCGGCUUUUGAACAGCGGAGAUGGGCGACUUGGGGGCAGAUGUGGUGGGAAAAAAUUGAAACAACGGGAUGCAGAUGA
This is a messenger RNA of Botrytis deweyae, 969 nucleotides long. RefSeq lists its product as uncharacterized. Lineage: Eukaryota; Fungi; Ascomycota; Leotiomycetes; Helotiales; Sclerotiniaceae. The record is from RefSeq and is a predicted model, not a curated record. Bases 1 to 969 code for a protein of 322 amino acids. The transcript has 3 exons.